Messenger RNA from Anarrhichthys ocellatus (wolf-eel), 623 nucleotides. Its product is annotated as choline transporter-like protein 1. The record is from RefSeq and is a predicted model, not a curated record. Gene Ontology annotation, molecular function: transmembrane transporter activity. Gene Ontology annotation, biological process: transmembrane transport. The transcript is spliced from 4 exons. Lineage: Eukaryota; Metazoa; Chordata; Actinopteri; Perciformes; Anarhichadidae. Gene Ontology annotation, cellular component: membrane. Bases 212 to 622 code for a protein of 136 amino acids.
GAUUUCUUCCGCGUUUACCUGCAGCGUGAGUCUCCCAAAUGGGCGUUUAUUGUUGAAUUGAACAGGUCGCAAACAGAGCUGUGUCCUUGGGUAGAAAGAGAAAAGGAAAAGGAGAAAGAAAAGGGAAAGGGAAAUGAGCUAAAAAAGUUGAACCGAAUAAAAGGCACUUUUAAAGUUUUGUUUUCGUUAAAGUUAGCUGAAGUUGUUCACAAUGGGAUGUUGCAACAGCACCGAGAGCAAACGGGACUGGAAACCGCUGGAACAGCACAGCUGCACGGACGUCCCAUGGCUCAUCGUAUUCACCUUGUUUUGUAUCGGGAUGGUGUGCAUUUGUGCCUUUCCCAUCGCCACAGGAGCUGCCUCCAGGCUUAUCUCUGGAUAUGAUAGUUACGGCAACACCUGUGGCAUGAAUAACACCAAGAUCGAGGGAUUACCUCUCAGUGGCCGGGACAUGAGGGAAAACAAGUAUGUUUUCUUUCUAGACCCAUGCAACCUUGACUUAAUAAACAGGAAGAUCAAGUCCAUUGCCCUGUGUGUCUCCAAAUGUCCUGCUGCUGAACUGAAGACGCUCAGUGAUUUGAAGCAGUUUGCUCUGAAUAACGGUGAGAAAAGUGAAAUAUGAU